This is a messenger RNA of Cryphonectria parasitica EP155, 831 nucleotides long. RefSeq lists its product as uncharacterized. The record is from RefSeq and is a predicted model, not a curated record. The coding region runs from base 1 to 831 and encodes 276 amino acids. The transcript has 3 exons. Gene Ontology annotation, molecular function: heme binding; oxygen binding. Lineage: Eukaryota; Fungi; Ascomycota; Sordariomycetes; Diaporthales; Cryphonectriaceae.
AUGAGGCAACAUAUCGACCGGAAAGACCUCUAUACGAAUUUGGAGGCCAGAAUCCAAUAUCUUCACACAUUCCUAGAUUUUGGGUCCAAUGACAUCGAGGCGCUCAUCGCGGGCUCCAAGUACAUCAAACAGCUCAUACCGGCGAUCGUGAACAUCGUCUAUCAUAAGCUGCUGCAAUACGACAUCACAGCCCGUGCCUUUGAGACUAGGAGUACGUCUUUCGAGGGACCGGUGGAUCCGAGCUUGAAUGAGAACAGCCCCCAGAUCCUGCACCGGAAGAUGUUUCUCAGGGCAUACCUCAACAAGCUCUGCUCGGACCCCAGCACGAUGGACUUCUGGUAUUACCUGGACAAGGUUGGGAUGAUGCACGUCGGCAGAGGGCGUGAGCACCCACUGCAUAUAGAAUACGUGCAUAUCGGCGCCUGCCUCGCAUUCAUCCAGGAUACGCUGACGGAGGCGCUCCUGUCGCACCCACGUAUCAAGAUGGACAAGAAGAUUGCGCUGGUCAAGGCCCUGGGCAAGGUUAUCUGGAUCCAGAAUGACCUCUUUGCCAAGUGGUAUGUCCGUGACGGGGACGAGUUCAUAGAGGAGAUGGAGAAGCCGGCGUUCGAGCAAGAGGGCUACCUGGACGGGAAGAAAAUCUUGGAGGACAUCGAAGAGGACAGCCAGACGGGUGCUGAUGCCACCCCCAAGACGCCCAGGAGCCCAACAACGUGUCCCUUCUCGGGCAUCCCUAUACGAUCAAAGCCUGAGGCUUCAUCUCCGAAGCAGGAGAAAACCUCAUCAUCGCAAGAAUCACCGAAGUUGGAAGUCGCUGCCAAUGGUUCUUGA